UGCCAGGAAGCAGUUUAAGCUACUAGGCUGCUAUAAUGCUUCAUUGGAAGACCUGGAUUUGCCAACAUUCAUUAGGGUGUGUGCUCCCAGAAAUGCUACCGCAUGUUCAUCAUCGAGACGGUUUGUGUGGGCUGGUUCUCGCUGGAAUUUCUGCUACGGUUCGUGCAGGCGCACAGCAAGCUGGAGUUCCUCCGUGGACCCUUGAACAUCAUUGAUGCCAUGGCCAUCCUGCCCUACUAUGUGUCUCUGAUAGUGGAUGAGAACCCCACCAGUGAACAUGAGCGACCCUCUGGAGGUAAGGGCUACCUGGAUAAGCUUGGGUUGGUACUGCGAAUCCUACGUGCCCUUCGUAUCCUGUACGUCAUGCGGCUUGCCCGCCACUCUCUGGGCUUGCAGACGCUGGGGUUGACGGUGCGGCGAAGUAUGCGCGAGUUCGGCCUGCUGCUGCUCUUUCUCUGCGUAGCCGUGACACUUUUUUCGCCUCUGGUGCACCUGGCGGAGAGCGAGCUGACCGGAGUGCAGGAUUUCAGCAGCAUUCCCGCCUCUUACUGGUGGGCGAUCAUCUCCAUGACUACAGUGGGUUAUGGGGACAUGGUACCCAGGAGCAUACCCGGUCAGGUGGUGGCUCUCAGUAGCAUCCUGAGUGGGAUCCUAAUCAUGGCCUUCCCGGCCACUUCCAUUUUCCACAUGUUUUCCCGCUCCUACCAGGAGCUGAAACAGGAGCACGACAGGCUCUUUAAAGAGGAGUGUGCGGCAGCCGCAGCUGCUACCACAGGACCUGAGGAUGAGCAGGACAGAGGAUGGGUGGCCUUUCCUCCUCCCAGACUAGUUCUUACUCCAGACACAGAGACGCCAGGCUCCUUUGAAGACCUUUCUCUUCUUGGGAAUGGUGGAGAGACUUCUGGGAAGAACAAGCACCCGUUACCAGCUGGAGCCUUUUAAGUGAUGCACAUGCGUUGUACUCUUCUCUAGAUCAAACUUGAUCUUCCAUGCCCUCAUACUGAACCCUCUUGCAGUGGACAGGGUGAAUUUUCAUAGACGGCUCUGUCUAAAAAGUUUAAAGGUCCUUGAAGCUAUUUUGUCUUCCGUCAGCCACAAGCUAAUCAUGUCUCAUUAAAGUACUAAUUCUUUCAUAUUCACACUGUGGACAGAUUUAGCACUCCAUGAAAAUCCAUACUAUAGAAAUAAAAAAUAAAGCUACAUAGUUUAACUUUAAAGCCUUGUUCCACACCGUUAGACAUACAGCUGAGAAUUUUAGGUUCCUCAAAUUGACUGUCUACAUUUUUUAACAAAUCCAAAGAUGUAUUUAUUGGUUGACUGUUUAAGGUUCAAGAAUUGCUCUUCCAGAAAACUUUCACAUAUCAUUUCCUGUGCCAGUUUGGGACAGACAUGCUCUUGUACAGGUCAAAAUAAA
Molecule: messenger RNA, 1414 nt
Organism: Sinocyclocheilus grahami
Lineage: Eukaryota; Metazoa; Chordata; Actinopteri; Cypriniformes; Cyprinidae
Product: potassium voltage-gated channel subfamily G member 4-like
Exons: 2
Coding region: 103-942 (279 amino acids)
Biological process (GO): action potential; potassium ion transmembrane transport
Cellular component (GO): voltage-gated potassium channel complex; membrane
Molecular function (GO): delayed rectifier potassium channel activity
Source: RefSeq, a predicted model, not a curated record